Messenger RNA from Kockovaella imperatae, 510 nucleotides. RefSeq lists its product as hypothetical. The record is from RefSeq and is a predicted model, not a curated record. The transcript has 4 exons. NCBI's taxonomy places the organism in Eukaryota, Fungi, Basidiomycota, Tremellomycetes, Tremellales, Cuniculitremaceae. Bases 1 to 396 code for a protein of 131 amino acids.
AUGUUCGCAGCUGCCCAACCCAUGGGUCACUUCUCCCUCCAGCACAUGAAGAUGGCGGGCAUGACUCUGGCGACGGUUCAAAUGGAGCUGGAGAAACACAAAAUGAUGCCAGUGGUGCUGAUCGAAGCGUAUCUAGACGUCUUGAACAAAUUAGUGGAACCACUCGCCAUCGUCCAAGGAAUGAUGGGUCUCAGAACUUGGCUUGGUGAAGUCCAAGUACUCAUCGCAAAGCUCAAGCAGAGGGUUUUCAGCGGUAUGCCCCUGAAUAUGAGAGAACGCACAGUUAUCACCUGGUAUUCCGCUCGGUGGAGAGAGCUGAGAGGAGGAGCGUGUGAUAUGGGCAGGCCAGAGGCACAGAUUGUUCUGAUGUCCCUUGGCGAGAUUGCCAUGUACUGAGGCGUACUGUGGUGUCACAAAUCACCCCAUUCCAAUCCCACGGCACUGCAUGAUCUACACUCCUCAAGCCUGGAGCUACAUACCUGGCAGCGCUUUCAUAGCAUAGCAUCCAAG